Molecule: messenger RNA, 756 nt
Organism: Aplysia californica (California sea hare)
Lineage: Eukaryota; Metazoa; Mollusca; Gastropoda; Aplysiida; Aplysiidae
Product: phospholipid scramblase 4
Exons: 8
Coding region: 1-756 (251 amino acids)
Biological process (GO): plasma membrane phospholipid scrambling
Cellular component (GO): plasma membrane
Molecular function (GO): phospholipid scramblase activity
Source: RefSeq, a predicted model, not a curated record
AUGUCCAGCAACUUUGCCUUUGGUCUGCAGUUGGGACUCUUCAGCUCCAGUGACAAGGCAAGCAUGGCAACUGUCCAUCCCGGCCCUGACCCAGUGCUCCCUUCCACCGCCCCGCCCCCUUAUGAUUACGUCCAGGGCGGGGUCCCCAACUUUGGCCUGGCCCAGCCACAACAGCAGACAGCGCCUGUUGUGUGGGUCACUCCCCAGGGACCGGACAGUCUGUCUUUGCUCAGUGGGGUGGACACAUGCUUCUUGGAACAGCAGCUCGAUCUCAUGCAGGCCAUGACAAUGAUGGACCUGCCCAACCGUUACAAGGUCUGCAACGAAGACGAGCAACAGCUUUUCUUUCUGGAGGAAGUUAACGCCGGCAGCAUACGGCGAGACCGUGGUUUCAAUGUGGUUGCUAAGGACUCUUAUGGCCAGAAAGUGUUCAGCAUCUCGCGAGACUCCAGGCCCUGCUCCUACUGCUUCUUCUGCUGUGCCUGCAUCGACUGCUGUAAGAGCGAGGCCAAAAUCGAAAUUGGCGGGAAAACGGCUGGGAAGCUGAAGCAGAAAUGGAGUGUCCGAGAUGCUAAAUUCGAUCUGGAAGACGAUGACGGCAAAGAAUUGUUUGAUAUUUCAGGACACAUGGAGUGCUGCUCAAUGAAGACAGAAUAUAAAAUUGAACCUAAACACGGCUCCGGGGACGGAGUGAUCAAGAAGAUGGGAGAAGGCCCGUCGAUGGGAAACAAUAAAUUCAAGAUCAAAUGUGAGUAA